AUGGAUUGUAUCCAAUGUGGUGAAGAAGCCAAAUACAAAUGUCCUACUUGUAGAGAGCCAUAUUGUUCAGUUCCAUGCUGUAAGUUGCACAAAGAAACACCUUGUUCAGCACCAUCGCCAGAAACACAAGAUACAACAGAAAAAUUCACUACAGAAUAUGAAUAUCCUACAGAAGACACAGUACCUCCUGAAAAGUUAAAAUUACUAGAACAAUCUAAGGAAUUAAGAAAGUGCUUAGAAAAUCCAAGCCUAAGAGAAAUAUUAGAAACAUUGGACUCUGCACCAUAUCCUGAUUUAUUAAUGAGUGAAUAUAUGUUAGAACCAAUAUUUACCGAAUUUGUUGAUGCCUGCUUAAAAACUGUUGAUGAAAAAAAUGUC
Brenthis ino (lesser marbled fritillary) is the source of this 378-nucleotide messenger RNA. NCBI's taxonomy places the organism in Eukaryota, Metazoa, Arthropoda, Insecta, Lepidoptera, Nymphalidae. The record is from the annotation of a GenBank genome assembly.